Molecule: messenger RNA, 2825 nt
Organism: Theobroma cacao (cacao)
Lineage: Eukaryota; Viridiplantae; Streptophyta; Magnoliopsida; Malvales; Malvaceae
Gene: SHD
Product: Chaperone protein htpG family protein
Biological process (GO): protein folding
Molecular function (GO): ATP binding; ATP hydrolysis activity; ATP-dependent protein folding chaperone
Source: RefSeq, a predicted model, not a curated record
GAACCGACUCAACAUAUCCAAUAGAUAACCAAAUCUUAACUGAUUAUUCCACUGAGUCUAAGCUACUAGUAAAAGAAGCCGAAGCAAACAAUGAGGAAGUGGGCGAUCCCUUCCGCUUUGAUUCUUCUUUGCCUUCUCAGUCUCCUCUCAGAUCAAGGGAGAAAAGUACAAGCAAAUGCUGAUGAAGGAGCCGUAGAUCCUCCAAAAGUUGAGGAAAAGAUCGGCGCUGUGCCUAACGGUUUACAAACUGAUUCUGAUGUAGUUAAAAGAGAAUCGGAAUCGAUCUCUUCGAGAUCGCUUCGCAGUAAUGCGGAGAAGUUUGAGUUCCAGGCUGAGGUGUCUCGGCUUAUGGAUAUUAUUAUCAAUUCUCUUUAUAGCAACAAGGAUAUUUUCCUCAGGGAGUUGAUAUCCAAUGCUUCUGAUGCGUUGGACAAGAUUAGGUUCCUUUCACUCACAGACAAAGAAGUUUUGGGUGAAGGUGACACUGCCAAGCUGGAGAUCCAGAUUAAGCUGGACAAAGAGAAGAAAAUUCUCACACUUCGUGACAGAGGUAUAGGAAUGACCAAAGAAGAUUUAAUCAAGCACUUGGGAACAAUUGCGAAGUCUGGAACUUCUGCAUUUGUUGAGAAAAUGCAGAGCAGUGGAGAUCUUAACCUGAUUGGGCAGUUUGGAGUUGGGUUCUACUCUGUAUAUCUGGUGGCAGACUAUGUUGAAGUCAUUAGUAAACACAAUGAUGACAAACAAUAUGUAUGGGAAUCAAAGGCUGAUGGGGCAUUUGCAAUAUCUGAGGACACUUGGAAUGAACCACUGGGACGUGGUACUGAGAUUAGAUUGCAUCUCAGGGAUGAAGCUCAGGAGUACUUGGAGGAGGGAAAAUUGAAGGAAUUGGUGAAGAAAUAUUCUGAAUUCAUCAACUUCCCCAUCUAUAUCUGGGCAAGCAAAGAGGUUGAUGUUGAGGUACCUGCCGAGGAAGAUGAGUCGAGUGAUGAGGAGGAAACUUCUGAUAGCAGUUCUGAGGAAGGGGAAGAUGAAGAUGCUGAGAAAAGUGAGGAUGAAGGCACUGAGAAGAAACCAAAGACAAAGAAGUUGAAGGAAACUUCUAAUGAAUGGGAGCUUCUGAAUGAUGUUAAAGCUAUAUGGUUGCGCAGUCCAAAGGAGGUGACAGAGGAAGAAUACACAAAAUUCUAUCAGUCUCUAGCAAAGGACUUUGGUGAUGAGAAGCCCUUGGCCUGGAGCCACUUCACCGCAGAAGGUGAUGUUGAGUUCAAGGCUGUUUUGUUUGUGCCUCCUAAGGCUCCUCAUGAUCUGUAUGAGAGUUAUUAUAACACCAACAAAGCCAACUUGAAGUUGUAUGUUAGACGAGUUUUUAUCUCUGAUGAAUUUGAUGAGCUUUUACCAAAGUAUCUUAACUUUUUGAAGGGUCUUGUUGAUUCUGAUACCCUACCACUCAAUGUAUCACGAGAGAUGCUACAAGCCCACAGCAGUUUGAAAACAAUCAAGAAGAAACUCAUUAGGAAAGCCCUUGAUAUGAUUCGUAAAAUUGCUGAGGAGGAUCCUGAUGAGUCCAGUGGCAAAGAUGAGAAAGAAGUUGAAAAAUCUGGCACUGAUGAUGACGAGAAAAAAGGUCAAUAUGCUAAGUUCUGGAAUGAGUUUGGAAAAUCCAUUAAACUUGGUAUCAUUGAGGAUGCAACCAACAGAAAUCGCUUGGCAAAACUCCUUCGAUUUGAGAGCACCAAAUCAGAUGGUAAAUUGACUUCACUAGAUCAGUACAUCUCUAGAAUGAGAGCAGGACAGAAGGAUAUUUUCUACAUUACAGGCAACAGCAAGGAACAGUUGGAAAAAUCUCCAUUCUUGGAGAGGCUUAAGAAGAAAAAUUAUGAGGUUAUUUUCUUCACAGAUCCUGUUGAUGAGUACCUGAUGCAAUACCUGAUGGAUUAUGAUGGCAAACAGUUCCAAAAUGUAUCCAAGGAGGGCUUGAAAAUUGGGAAAGACUCAAAGAACAAAGAACUUAAGGAGUCAUUUAAGGAACUAACCAAAUGGUGGAAGGGUGCCCUUACAAGUGAGAAUGUGGAUGAUGUGAAGAUAACUAACCGUUUGGACAAUACUCCUUGUGUGGUUGUUACAUCAAAGUUUGGAUGGAGUGCUAAUAUGGAGAGAAUCAUGCAAUCUCAAACCCUAUCGGAUGCUAGCAAGCAAGCGUACAUGCGCGGCAAGAGGGUGCUUGAGAUCAACCCAAGGCACCCAAUCAUUAAGGAGCUUCGUGAGAGAGUUGUUAAGGACCCUGAGGAUGAGGGUGUGAAGCAAACGGCUCAGCUCAUUUACCAGACAGCUCUGAUGGAGAGUGGCUUCAGUCUACCCGAUCCCAAGGAUUUUGCCUCACGCAUCUACAGCUCAGUGAAAUCUAGCCUAAAUAUCAGUCCCGAUGCAACCAUUGAGGAUGAUGAUGAUGUAGAAGAAACCGAGACUGAGACCGAGACGGAGACAAAAGAAGGAGCAGGCAGUUCAAAGGGCGAAGCUGAACCAGCCAACAAUGAUGCAGAUACUGAUCUCAAGGAUGAGUUGUAGAUCGUCUGAAGCCUCGGGAUAUGUUUUUUAUUUUUCCCUCCGUACUCUGAUAUCUUAAGAGAACCUGAAGAAACUGCAUCGUAAUGCAUUUUAAGUCUGAAACUUGGAUCAAAGAAAACAUUAGAAAGUAGAGUUAAUGUAACCAUAGUUGCCAGGAAUUUUGUCCUUAGCCUCUAAUCUAUGUCGGGAGGCGCUGAAAUUAAGCUGUGUGCAUUUUUUUUUCUCUUUUAAUGCAUGUUAAUGCUUUUCAGAUUUUCACA